AUGGCACCGAACCCAGCUGAAGCUCUCGACUCGUCGACCGAGCUCUGGACGAUGCCGACCUCAAACCACCAGCGCCAGCAACGACGUGCCGCGGCUCGCCGCGCAUCUGUUGCGACCGACGACGUGCCCGACGCCGUCCCGCGGCCGAAAGGAAGAGGCCCGCGCAACCACUUCUGGGACCCGCGGCCGCCGGGCGUGCGGCGGCACAACGAGUCGAACGAACCGAACCAGCGCAGAGCGGCGCGUCUCGCGAGCGCCCGCGGCCGCCACGCCGACGCCGUCCGCGGCCGACGGUGGUCGCGAAUCAACGCGGCGCGGUGCAACGAGGCCAAGUCCUUCCAGGCUCCCGCCAGCAGCGCCUCGUGGCGUGGGCUGCACGGCCCUUCGAGACGGCCCGGGGGGCGGACGGCUGGACCAUUGGCCCGCGUGCCAGGCGUCCGGGACGGCCGGGUAUCGGCUCCGUACUUUGAGCCCUCUUGGGCCACCCUCGCGUCCACCGGCCGGCAGAGCACCGCUUGGGCGACUCAGACGGCCCGCCCGACCAGCGCGUUCGAUCGUGCCGCCCCCACAGCGUCAGUGGCGUGCGUGGGGUGGCAGGCGGCGUCAGCGCAGCCCCUCGUGGGGGGGCGCAAGGCGGCACGUUCAACGCUUGCCUCGGCCCACCUCGCCUUCACGCCCGCCACCGCGACCAAGGAGGUGGCCUCGGCGGCCCAGAUGAAGCCCGUGCGGCUCGUUUGGGAGCCGCAUGCCGUCCCUCUCUCGCCGGCGCUGCUCACCACGCCCAAGCCUACGCCGAGGAACCCGUCGCGCCCGUCGCUCACGAGCUGGAACUACCUUGCAAUCGCUGAGUAA
Emiliania huxleyi CCMP1516 is the source of this 852-nucleotide messenger RNA. RefSeq lists its product as hypothetical. Bases 1 to 852 code for a protein of 283 amino acids. The transcript is spliced from 4 exons. The record is from RefSeq and is a predicted model, not a curated record. Lineage: Eukaryota; Haptophyta; Isochrysidales; Noelaerhabdaceae.